CCACGGCACCAGUCACAAGGACAUGAGUCAUUCCCCACUCGUUUUACCCUCGUUUCUCCGCCAUGGCCUCAUUCCGCCCCCACCAAUUUAUCUCAGCCAUGGGCGCUCCUUGAUCUCGAGGUCGCGCCGGAGCCUGGGUGCACGGCUGCGCUCUCCCUUCGCCGGCCCUCGCAUGGUAGAUCGAGGUCGCCGCCGCCCGAUCUCCCCGCCACGGGGUCGAUGGCCUCUUCCUCUCCGUCAGCACCGCCGGCCGAGCUCGAUUCCGGUGCAGUCGGAUUCAGCUGGGAGGCACACAGAAGAGCUAGCCGGGAUUCGGCAGGGAGGCGUGCACGAUCAGCUAUUGGAAUUGCUUCAGUCGAUCUGUCGAUGGAUGUUUUUUUACUAUCAAAAUAGUACUGAGGCCACAUCAAGCCACGACGACCGGCAUGAGUUCCCCACCACACGCGCGAGUUCUGACCCUCCGCUGGCUCGGUCCCCGACCACCCUACCUCCCUGCCGCACGCCCGCCCCUCUGCGUCCCUUCUCCGCCGGCGAGUGUGAGAUGUUUGAGCACAUGCAUCUUGGCUCCUGCACAUUCCGAAGCCCAGCUAAAGCAUAAACAUGUUGAAUCUCGGAAUCUGGACAUAUUGAUAUGUUCACACCACAUACAUUGGCAUUACUCGCCUUCAGCCUGGUCGUCAGCCUUCGACGCCAUGGAAGCCAUGGCCGCCGUACGCACCGACAGCACCUGCGUAGCAGAGAGGAAGAUACCAAAGGACAACUCAAUAAAGAUGCCAUCGCACGUCAACUCAGUAGUCGGCGCGACGGCAUCCGGGCUCGAGCGGGCACGUGGGAAAGCUGACAGUGGGGUGGGACUGUGGUCUACCAGAGACUUGAUUUACUUGAUAGUGUACCAGUGGAUCUCGGCGGCCGGGCAGCGCUGCAGCAGGGACGGGCGUGGACAAUCCUUUGAAGAUGGCGUGUACCUGCGGUGGUACCAGCAGAUUGUUUUACAUGAUAGCUUUAGAUCACGAAGAUAUCACAUCUUGAAGGAAAUUCUUAUUAUGGCUUGUACCUCCAGGGUACCGGUAGAUCUCGGCGGCUUUUCUGCAGCAGCGACAUGCGCGACGAUCAUCUAAAGAUGUUUGAAGAUCGUCCCAGCGUGAUUCAUGUCGCAUGAUUUAAUUCCUGAUGCGGUUGGUACCUGGGCGAGGUGAUGCCGUUGAGGCGAUGGGCUGAGGUCGGCCCAUGUUGAUGCCUGGCCCAGGCGGGUGGGCGACGAAGGGAUGGGAGACGGACGACCAAAGAGAACGACGAAAGGAGGGGGAGAAGGGGGAACACGUUCCUUCUUUUUAAGUAGUAGAGAUUCCUACGACUAUGGUUUUGUUAAACCCUUGAAUGAGUAUAGUUUUGUUAAAUUUCCCACUUUUGCUUACGUUGGUGUCUUGAAAAUUCAACCAAACAUAUGCACUCUCUCAAUUCUAAAUAAGUGACUCAAUUUUUCUA
Lolium perenne is the source of this 1485-nucleotide messenger RNA. RefSeq lists its product as uncharacterized. Lineage: Eukaryota; Viridiplantae; Streptophyta; Magnoliopsida; Poales; Poaceae. The record is from RefSeq and is a predicted model, not a curated record.